Messenger RNA from Ylistrum balloti, 1749 nucleotides. Its product is annotated as zinc transporter ZIP10-like. The record is from RefSeq and is a predicted model, not a curated record. Gene Ontology annotation, molecular function: zinc ion transmembrane transporter activity. Gene Ontology annotation, biological process: intracellular zinc ion homeostasis; zinc ion import across plasma membrane. Bases 1 to 1749 code for a protein of 582 amino acids. Gene Ontology annotation, cellular component: membrane. The transcript is spliced from 8 exons. NCBI's taxonomy places the organism in Eukaryota, Metazoa, Mollusca, Bivalvia, Pectinida, Pectinidae.
AUGGAGUUUCACCAGAGUUUAAAUAUUGCUAUGGUGUUUAUUCUUAUUGGAAGAUAUUUUGCGACCUCUGAACAGGUGCAAGAUCCGAAAGUACAGGGACAAUCGUCCGAAAAACUCAACAAUAUUACUGUUAAUUCAUUCGUGGAUUACAUCAUUCUAAAAUACUCCACUGAUGCAAAUGUGUUAUCAUUCGAAGGUUACGAACAUUUAUUGGAAAGUUUGAAUCUUGGUAUGAUUCAUACAGGUCAUCAUGUGGAGACUCAUAUCAAAAACCCAUCGAAACAAUUUCAUGAUUUUCACGAAAAUCACAAUCACCAGCCGGCAGUUGGAUCAGUCUACAGCAUAAAUGGUGGUCAUCAUAGCAACGAGGAAGGGAUGGACAUCAAACAUCACUCGAACCAAAAUGUCAAACAUGAAAUCAAAACUGGUCAUUCCUUAAAGACAGAAAACCAUAACGACAUUCAUGUCGACCAUAAGGAGCAUAGCGACCAUGAUGGUCAUCCUAACCAUGGUGACCAUGGCGAUCAUAAAGAUGCUUAUCACACAAACAGAAAUAUGAACGUAGUUGUAGCUAACACCGAGUCACUUGACUUUCGCACUAAGUGUUUGACCCCGUUGGAGAUUCUGCAACUGAUGAAUUUUACUAAUCAAUCCCUGACGAAGGACCAGUUUAUAGAGUUGUUUCCGCUACUGAUUGUUCAACUUGAGGGACACAAUUGUAACCACCUCCGUCAUCAUAGCCAUGUGCAUGCACACGUACAUGAAGGACCAAAAAGCAAUGCAAAUUCUAAAACAUGGUUCUUUGCCUGUGGAGCUAUUGUGGUAAUCAGUUUGUCAGGUCUGAUCUGCGUGAGCCUCUUGUCUGUCUUACAACAUUUUCUUUUCGAGAACUUGCUCCACUUUUUGGUGGCGCUGGCUGUCGGAGCACUGACUGGAGACGCAAUGCUCCACCUCUUACCCCAUGCGUUUUCGUCGACAAAGGGCCAUGACCAUGGUGAUGGACACGACAUGACAGAUGUGUACAAAGGUUUAGCGGGACUUGCAGUUAUCUAUUUCUUCUUUCUGGUUGGGAGGAUUCAGAACUUUGCACAUGUAAAGAGAAUGAAGAAUAAAAGACAAAGAUCAGAAUUGGACUCCGUUACAGCAACCAUGGCGAUGAAAUCACAAGGCGAGGAGGACAAUAUGAUGGUGGACAAAAUUACCAGUGCCAAACCAGAAGAAGCUGACGAGAACCAUUGUCAUUGUCGUAGUCGCGACGGACUGUCUUCGUCCACUGGAGCAAUGGUUUGGCGAGUGAUUGUAGGGGACGGGAUCCACAACUUAAGUGAUGGUCUGGCUAUCGGUGUGGCGUUCGCUGUCAGUGUAACCAGUGGUCUGAGUACUUCCAUAGCAGUGUUGUGUCAUGAACUGCCUCACGAGAUAGGUGACUUCGCCGUUCUCCUGAAGAAAGGAAUGUCGAUUAAACAGGCGCUAUGUUUCAAUUGUCUGUCGUCUGUUCUGUCAAUGAUUGGCGUUUUGGCGGGAGUGGCAAUGGGCAAUAUUACAAGCGUCAAAUUCUACAUUCUGGUCUGUGUUGCUGCGAUGUUUAUAUAUAUAUCGCUGGUUGAUAUGCUUCCAGAAAUAAGUAACAGCUCUGAUAAGAACCAACUACGCCAUCUGGUCUUCACUAUGUUGGGAAUGGGUGUUGGCUCGGGAAUCAUGCUCAUUAUCGCACUUAAAGAGGAGGAGCUGAUGCAGCUCACCACGUGA